AUGACCGAUUUCCGCCACAACAGCUGGGGUAAUCAGCAGGCAGCUUUUUCGCCCAUGGACCCCUCUUUCCAGUGGGACUAUCCUGCCGUGCAAUCGCCAAAGAACAUGCUCCUGCAGCGAGCAGCAGACUUCUACGCCAGUCUCGAUAACUCGUUUGAGUCGAUGUCGUCAUCGGGCUCGGACAGAUCCUAUCGCGCGAGCCCCGACCGCCGGAUAUCCUCUACUGGCAGUGUUGUCGCUCAGGUCAAGAGCUCCAUCCCAGACAAGAUCGAGAGACGACGAGAACAGAACCGUUCAUCGCAACGCGCUUAUCGCGAGCGCAAAGAACGCCACCAGAAGGAACUGGAGGAGCAGAUAACCCAGUGGCAACACAAGCACCAGUUACUGUCUCGCUCUUAUUCGGAACAGUCCGAUGAGGUUGCCAGGCUCAAGGCCCAGAUUGAACAGCUCAACAGCGAAAUUUCCAACUUGCAUACCGGCCUGCCCAGCCUCUGUGGCUCCCUCUGCCAAUCACCCCAGGAAUUUGACCUGGUCCCCUUCUUCAACAACGAUAUCUCGAGCGCUCAGAGCACACCGCGCUUAUCACACGCAUACCCUCCUCGCCGAUGA
Exophiala aquamarina CBS 119918 is the source of this 609-nucleotide messenger RNA. RefSeq lists its product as uncharacterized. The transcript is spliced from 3 exons. The record is from RefSeq and is a predicted model, not a curated record. NCBI's taxonomy places the organism in Eukaryota, Fungi, Ascomycota, Eurotiomycetes, Chaetothyriales, Herpotrichiellaceae. Gene Ontology annotation, cellular component: RNA polymerase II transcription regulator complex. The coding region runs from base 1 to 609 and encodes 202 amino acids. Gene Ontology annotation, molecular function: DNA-binding transcription activator activity, RNA polymerase II-specific; transcription cis-regulatory region binding.